AUGAAGGUUUCCAAUGACCGGUCACAAAACCAUACACUGUUGUUUACAAUGAAGGGCCAGGGAGUGGAUCUUGAACCUGAGAGAGGCUUGUUCUCAAUUAAUAGUGAAAGUGGACAAGUAUACAUCAAUCACAAAGUUGAUCGUGAAAAAACAAAGGAAUUCACGUUUCAAGUCGAUGCUCUGGAGAAAGACACUCUGCAAUACCUAGAUGAACACAUGCUAUAUAAAAUUUUAGUGAUUGAUAUUAAUGACAAUCCUCCUGAAUUCACAGAAUUAAAACCUGUUAAUGUUUUGGAAAAUAUAGCUCCAGGAGAAGAAAUCUUGAAAGUUGAAGCAAAAGAUCCUGAUGAUGAAAAGCUUGGGAAUGGACAGGUUUCGUAUUCAAUUGUUUCUCAAAGUCCUGCAAUCCCAUCAAAUGUAUUUAAUAUUAAUUCAAAAACUGGAUCCAUCUUUCUUGAAAAAUGUCUGGACUACGAGGUAUAUAUUAUGUAUGAAUCAAAGAACAUUAUGUAG
Messenger RNA from Hemiscyllium ocellatum (epaulette shark), 513 nucleotides. RefSeq names its product cadherin-like protein 26. Gene Ontology annotation, cellular component: catenin complex; adherens junction; plasma membrane. The transcript is spliced from 4 exons. The record is from RefSeq and is a predicted model, not a curated record. Lineage: Eukaryota; Metazoa; Chordata; Chondrichthyes; Orectolobiformes; Hemiscylliidae. Bases 1 to 513 code for a protein of 170 amino acids. Gene Ontology annotation, biological process: cell-cell junction assembly; calcium-dependent cell-cell adhesion; homophilic cell-cell adhesion. Gene Ontology annotation, molecular function: calcium ion binding; cadherin binding.